This is a messenger RNA of Musa acuminata AAA Group (dessert banana), 3913 nucleotides long. Its product is annotated as transcriptional corepressor SEUSS. Gene Ontology annotation, biological process: negative regulation of transcription by RNA polymerase II; positive regulation of transcription by RNA polymerase II. Gene Ontology annotation, cellular component: transcription regulator complex; nucleus. The coding region runs from base 788 to 3439 and encodes 883 amino acids. NCBI's taxonomy places the organism in Eukaryota, Viridiplantae, Streptophyta, Magnoliopsida, Zingiberales, Musaceae. The transcript is spliced from 10 exons. The record is from RefSeq and is a predicted model, not a curated record.
AUUCACAUGGAGAGGAAGAGGAGGAGGAGAAGAGAGGAGAAACCAAGCGAGAAGAUGUUAAGGGAUUAAUCAAAUCCACGAAACGUUUGACGUCCGCCAGGGCACGGGUAGAUCUCUCUCUCUCUCCCGCUGAAGAAGCAACCGAAAUCGAAGUCGAACAGUCUUUAAUCAUAUUUAAGGCAAACCCUAAGUCCAUAACCGGGUGGGAGCUGUGGAAGCUCAAGAGGAGGUGAGGGAAAGGUGGAGAUUUGGCUUCAGUUCUGGGGUUUCUCCGUCGAUCUUGCCGGGGGAGGAUUCGAACGCUGUAAGUCCGUCUCGAUUGUUCUUUCUUGCUAGUUUUUCCUUUGGAUCCUUGAGAAAUUUGGCUCCUUUGGGUCUACACGCCGUGAUCCGAGGUGGGAGAAACAGCGUGGGGUUCGAUUUGGGCCGGAGUUUUCGGUACUGGUGUGGAAUGCCCUAGGUGUCGGAGUGGGUGUUGAGGUUUUACUUCGGGUUCCCACGGGCCAAGUGGAGAAGAUCGGUGUGAGGAGAGGGGAAGUGGACAAAAGAUCGGAUUUUGAACUCAUUUGGAGUCCUUGCUUUCCGUUCCCGAGGAAAAGAUCUAUUCUUGUUUCGCUAUGUCUGCUUGAUUUUUUGUGGGCAUUUUGGUUGCUCCGGACAGCGAGAGGAAGCGAUAAGGAAAGGGUUUCUUCCCCUGUCAGUGCUGAUAUGUAAUGUUGAGACCAUAAAACCGUGUUGAUCUAAGCAGUGUUUCCGUAUCAGCUACUCUUUUUUUGCUUUCCAGAACAUGGUGCCGUCAGGUUCUUCGAAUCCCAUCGGCGGAUCUCAGUCAGUGAAUCCUUCCCUUCUGCGGUCGAAUUCAGGGUUGCUCGGAGGAUCCCAGCCUGGUUCAAUCCCAUCACAGACCCCUUUCUCUUCUCUGGUCUCUCCUCUCACCCAGUUCAACGGUAACAGCUUGCUUGGAAACAUAUCCAAUGUUUCAGCCCUCAACAAUUCAUUUGGAAAUGGAGGGACUGUUAGUGGACUUUCCAUGCCAAUGAAUCUCCAACAGCGAGGUGGUCUUGGUGGUGCAGUUGAUACGGUCAGCUCCGAGCCUAAUCCUCUGUCAUCGUUCACGUCUUCGUCAGGCCAAAACCAAGGGCAGCAACAACAAUGCUUCCAGAACCCUUCAGGCAGCCAGCUUGGUCCAGACCAAGCACAGUCUCAAAUUGAUGCAGUGCAGAAUUUCCAGCAACAAUUCUCUGUUCCUCAAAGUCAACAGCAACAGCAGCAGCAGCAGCAGCUGCUGCUACUUCGAGGAGGAUUUAGUAAUGUGGGACACAUGGGGCCUGUCAAGUUGGAGCCGCAAAUUGGUCCUAGCAAUCAGAUUGGUCCAUCACAACAGUUACAGAUGUUACGCGGAACUAAUGCAGUAAAAAUGGAGCCACAGCAGUUGCAAUCCUUUAGAAGCAUGGGUCCUGUCAAAAUGGAAACUCAACAUUCAGAUCCUUCAUUGUUUCUGCAGCAGCAACAGCAGCAGCAACAACAGCAGCAGAUUUUGCAGUUAUCAAGGCAGAACUCUCAGGUUGCAGCUGCACAAAUGAAUAUCUUGCAACAGCAAAGGAUGCUGCAGUUGCAGCAUCAACAACAGCAACAGCAGCAGCAACAACAGCAACAGCAACAGAUUGGCAAGGCCUUCCCUCAGCAAAGAAGCCAGUUGCAGCAGCAGCUUCUCCAGCACAAUGUUCCAGUUAGGCCUCCAAUGAGAUCUACGACAUAUGAGCCGGGGAUGUGUGCUCGGAGGUUAACCCAAUAUAUGUGCCACCAGCAGCACCGAUCACAGGAUAACAACAUAGAAUUUUGGAGGAAAUUUAUAGCCGAGUACUUUGCUCCUAAUGCCAAGAAGAGGUGGUGUGUUUCUCUUUAUGGAAGUGGCCGUCAAACUACUGGUGUUUUCCCGCAGGAUGUGUGGCACUGCGAGAUAUGCAACCAUAAGCCUGGACGUGGUUUUGAAACCACAGUUGAGGUUUUACCCAGGCUUUUCCAAAUAAAAUAUGCUAGUGGAACCUUAGAGGAACUUCUGUAUGUUGACAUGCCCCGUGAGUAUCAGAAUGCUUCAGGUCAAAUUGUAUUGGAUUAUGCCAAGGCAAUUCAGGAGAGUGUCUUCGAGCAAUUGCGUGUGGUGCGUGAUGGCCAACUACGGAUUGUUUUUAAUCCUGAUCUGAAGAUUUCUUCUUGGGAGUUCUGCGCUAGGCGCCAUGAGGAGCUUAUUCCUCGAAGAGCUAUCACUCCUCAGGUUAGUCAACUUGGUGUUGUGGUGCAGAGAUAUCAGGCUGCAGCUCAAAAUGCAUCAUCAGGCUUAUCCACACAGGAUUUACAGAACACAUGUAACUCGUUUGUAGCAUCUGCUCGUCAGUUGGCUAAAGCUUUGGAAGUGCCAUUGGUAAAUGAUUUAGGGUACACAAAAAGAUAUGUCCGUUGCCUUCAGAUAUCUGAAGUGGUUAACAGUAUGAAGGAUUUGAUUGAUUAUAGCAAACAAACUGAGGCUGGACCUAUUGAUUGCCUGAUUAACUUCCCUCGGAGGACUUCCACUUCGUCAGGGCUUCAAGCUGAGCAAGCCCAACAACCUGAUCAACAGCAACCCAUCACCCAGAAUUCAAACCAUAAUGAUCAGGGUUCUGUUCAUGCCCCCAAUGUACCACUUUCCGCUGGCAGCAAUAAUGUUGUUGGUGUAGAUAACUCACUUAAUGCUGCUUCAUCUACCUCUGCGUCCACCAUCAUUGGUAUCCUCCAUCAGAAUUCUAUGAAUACCAGGCAAGAAAACCAGAUGAAUAUAGCGAACAGCCCUUUUGGUGGGAAUAAUGUUCAAAUUCCGUCUUCCAGCUCUUCAAAUUCAUUAGCUCCAACCCAGUCCAAUCCUCCUUUGAAACCUGCUUCCGGUGACAACCCAACAGCAACCUCUCAUAAUGCUACUUACCUGAGCUCCACAAAUUCGAGUGCAAGUUUGUCUACAAUGCAACAGCCGGUUGCACAGUUGCAUGAAACUGAUCCAAGUGAUUCACAGAGCUCUGUCCAGAAAAUUUUACAGGAGUUGAUGUCAUCACAGCUAAAUGGUGUCAGCUCCUUGGGGAACGAGACAAAGAUGAUUAGUGGUGUCACACCAGCUUUGAGUGGGGGAAACUGUUUAGUUGGAAAUGGGAUAUCCAAUGACUCAGCUAUAAGUGGCACAGGGUUUACAGGUCUUGGUGGGAUUGGUCUAUCUGGUGCUGCUAGUGGAAUGCGAGCAGCAAUGACAAAUAAUGCUAUGGCUAUGAAUGGGAGGAUUGGAAUGAAUCACUUUUCCCAAGACCCAACAGCUAUAAACCGUCAGCAGCAAGAUAUCGGAAAUCGAUUGCUGGACAGGUUAGGAGCAGUAACCAACUUCAACAAUCUUCAAUUUGAUUGGAAGUCCUCCCCAUAGAAGUGAAGCAUAGGUGUUGGCGAAUUGAUAUUUUUACUCAAGUGGACAAAAGUGGUUUGAGCAAAUGAUAAAUCGUCAAACUGCACAUGAUCAAAUAUUUCAGUUCCUCUCCCACUUUUUUGGAAGCCUCUCAACUAAUUCCUCCGAAAGAUAACACAUGAUAGCUUUUCCUAGUUCUUGUUCCAAUUUCAUGUCUUCUAACUGCCACUUGUAAUGCUGCAUAUUGUGUAUUAUGCUUCCAAGGAACAUCUACUAUAUCAAUGGGAAACCUGUGCAUUUGUGGAGCGAAAGAUCCUGGUAUUGCUUGUAGCCAUUUCUCAAUUAUAAAGAUGAGAUACGAGAUGGCUUGGAUAUGGAGGGAUGCCUCUUUUUUAUCUUUUACCCUCUUCUCAAAAAUUUGUAAAGAAUUGCUUUUUCCUCAUCGAUUUUUUUAUAUUGGCAAAGAUGAAAGUUGGAGUUCACAAGGUUCAUCGA